Messenger RNA from Rubroshorea leprosula, 1291 nucleotides. The record is from the annotation of a GenBank genome assembly. NCBI's taxonomy places the organism in Eukaryota, Viridiplantae, Streptophyta, Magnoliopsida, Malvales, Dipterocarpaceae.
AAUCAAAUGGGUUGCACAUUUGUUGAUUUAUGACUCUAAUUAGACAAUCCUUUUUUGCCACGCGCCUUUAAACCGACGGCAAAGGCUCUCCCCUGUUUCUCUCUGUCUCUGUUCGCGUGAAAGUCAGAAGACACUCAAAACGCACUUUAUUAUUAUCUUAUUUUCCUCUUUAAAAGGUCAUCCUUUUUUUAUCCGAUUCUUCCUUCUCCGACGAAUUUCUCCCAUCUUUAUAUCCGAAGUCGUUACUGAAAUUUCAGAUUUUCAUCCGUGAAAAUGCCGGAGAUUCAGUUGGGCAGUCACACCAUUAAGUCCCAUGGAGCAAAAGUUGCAAGAGUUCACAUGCAUGACUGGUUGAUUCUUCUGCUUCUUAUUGUACUGGAUGUCAUUUUGAACGUUAUUGAACCAUUUUACCGUUUUGUUGGAAAGGAUAUGAUGACAGACCUGAGUUACCCCAUGAAAGAAAAUACUGUUCCCUUCUGGGCUGUUCCUAUGAUUGCAAUAUUGCUGCCUUUUUGUGUUAUUCUUGUCUACUACUUCAUCAGAAAGGAUGUCUUUGAUCUGCAUCAAGCCAUAUUGGGCCUUCUGUUUUCUGUACUUAUCACUGGCGUGAUAACUGAUGCUAUUAAAGAUGCUGUUGGUCGACCCCGCCCAGACUUCUUUUGGCGUUGUUUCCCUAAUGGCACAGGGGUUGGUCUUCCACUCUCCCUUGAUUACCUUGACAUUUUAUUGAGUUCAAGUUUUUGCAAUCAAGAUUUUGAUCAGUUUUAUACUCAGUCAACACACAGUUUGUGAAUGAUACUUGCAGGUGUUUAAUAAUGGGACAGGGGAAGUUAUAUGUAAUGGAUUGAAGAGUGUCAUUAAGGAAGGACAUAAGAGUUUCCCAAGUGGUCACACUUCUUGUAAGCAAACUAUUUUGUAAUUACUUCAACAGACAUGACUUAUUUAUCUUUCAUUACAGCUUCUUAUUAUCUGGUGUUUAUAUUCUUGGAAAUUUCCAAUGAUAUUGGAGUGCUAGCUAUCUGGAUCAAAACAUUUUAACUGUUUAGUUUUCUGGUGUCACAUUAAUCCUAAGGUUUAAAAGAAAAUGAUUCAUCUCCUCCUCUUUCUAAUCUUUUCAUUUAUUCUCUCUGUUCAAUUAUUAUCAAUCCAAUUGAAGUCAGGAGGACAAAUGGCAGAUGGCCAAACAAAAGGACAAUGGUCUAGCCAUUUUGAUUUAGAAAAGCUAUUUUCAAGUGACUUCUCCCAGUCCCAGUCAUACUUCUUCCAAACAACAGCUUUGUUAUUCCUUCUU